Messenger RNA from Lobosporangium transversale, 305 nucleotides. RefSeq lists its product as hypothetical. The annotation marks the transcript as partial. The record is from RefSeq and is a predicted model, not a curated record. The transcript is spliced from 2 exons. Lineage: Eukaryota; Fungi; Mortierellomycota; Mortierellomycetes; Mortierellales; Mortierellaceae.
UAUAUAUAAUAGCAGGUCCUCUCUCACCUUUUUUCUCUUCUUUUCUUCACACACAAUACAACACUCCAAACAAAAACAGCUCACCAGAUCUCUACUACCUAUCCAACAUCAUGAAGUUCUCCACCACUGCUGUCCUUUCCAUGGCUGUUGCCGCCUUGGUUAUGUUCGCUCCCAACUCAGUUGCUUCGACGGAGGACUCAAUGCUGGAUCCAAAUGUCAUUAAUAUCAAUGACAGCAGGUCAAACAUUAAGCGCAUUGGAUUAGGGCAAUUGUACACCAACAAUGCAUUCCUCGAAGAGUCAUAA